GUGUGUGUUUUUAUUAUACAUGUGUACGUGUGCGCGCGCGCCUGACAGCGUCUCCCCUGGCAGCAGCAGCGUCAGUCUGCAUGUGGACUCGAUCCGGAGCUGAAGCAUCCGGACCAAACUGCGCAGAGAUGCGGCGCACGUAGACGCGACAUGCGGACACACCGCGUCCCCUCCGCGCGCUCAGACCCCGGUUCAUAAAAGCUCCGUUAACAUUAAUUUUCCGUGUGUUUGUUGUAGACAUGGCGGCGCUGAAGUCGAGGUGAGCCGCUCCGGUGCUCGGUCCUCCUCUGCCGGGGAGUGCGCACGCUUUUCUCGCUCUUUUUUUUGUGCCAGAAAGCACCUUAAAAUCCGGGUUUUUCUGUUUUUCUCCUGUCAAUCAUUGUGUGAGGAAUCAUGACGACGGGGCAGGACGAAAGCACAGUCCGCGUGGCUCUGAGGAUCCGUCCUCAGCUGGCGCGGGAGAAGAUCGAGGGAUGUCACAUCUGUACGUACGUGAUGCCCGGGGAGCCGCAGGUCAUCCUGGGCAAAGACAAGUCCUUCACCUACGACUACAUGUUCGACAUGGACUCACAGCAGGACGACAUCUACUCCACCUGCACCGAGAAGCUGAUCGAGGGCUGCUUCGAGGGCUACAACGCCACCGUGUUCGCCUACGGACAGACGGGUUCGGGGAAGACGUACACGAUGGGGACGGGCUUCGACGUCAACAUCUCGGAGGACGAGCUGGGCAUCAUCCCGCGCGCCGUGCACCACCUCUUCAAAGGCAUCGAGGAGCGCAGACAGGCGGCGCAGGAGCAGGGACGCCCCGUCCCCGAGUUCAAGAUCAACGCACAGUUCCUGGAGCUUUAUAACGAGGAGGUUCUUGACUUGUUUGACUCGGUGCGAGACAUGAAGCAGAAAUCUCACAUCAAGAUCCACGAAGACGCCACCGGAGGAAUCUACACGGUGGGAGUGACCACGCGGACCGUGUCCUCCGCCGCCGAGAUGAUGCAGUGCCUGAAGCUGGGAGCUCUGUCCCGUACCACAGCCAGCACACAGAUGAACGUGCAGAGCUCCAGAUCCCACGCCAUCUUCACCAUCCACCUGUGCCAAGUCCGCGUCUGUGCCUCCGACAAUCAAGAAAGUGAGCCUGACAACAGAGUCUCCAACGGGAACUCUGAGAUGGACGAGUACGAGACGCUGACAGCCAAGUUCCACUUUGUGGAUCUGGCCGGUUCUGAGAGGCUGAAGAGAACCGGAGCGACCGGAGACCGAGCCAAAGAGGGAAUCUCCAUCAACUGUGGGCUGCUGGCUCUGGGGAAUGUAAUCAGCGCUCUGGGCGACCGCAGCAAGCGCUCCUCCCACGUGCCUUACAGAGACUCCAAACUCACCCGACUGCUGCAGGACUCACUAGGAGGAAACAGUCAAACGGUGAUGAUCGCCUGCAUCAGCCCGUCGGACCGCGACUUCAUGGAGACGCUGAACACGCUGAAAUACGCCAACCGAGCCAGAAACAUCAAGAACAAAGUGAUGGUGAACCAGGACAAGGCCAGCCAGCAGAUCAGCGCUCUGAGGACCGAGAUCGCUCGGCUGCAGAUGGAGCUGAUGGAGUACAAGACGGGGAAGCGUCUGAUGGGUGAGGACGGCGUGGAGAGUUUCAGCGACAUGUUCCAUGAGAACUCGAUGCUGCAGACGGAGAACAGUAACCUGCGUGUGAGGGUUAAAGCCAUGCAGGAGACCAUCGACGCCCAGAGGAGCAGACUCACCCAGCUGCUCAGCGACCAGGCCAACCAGGCGCUCAGCCGCGCCGGUGAAGGUGCAACUGAAGAAAUUGGAAACAUGAUUCAUGGUUACAUCAAAGAGAUUGAAGACCUCAGAGCCAAACUGUUGGAGAGUGAAGCCGUGAACGAGAACCUGAGGAAGAAUCUGUCUCGAGCCUCCAACCGCCAGUCUCUGUACGGAGGCCCGGCGCUGCUCGCCCCCGAGAAGGAAACCUCCGACAUCAUCGAACUCGCCAAGAAAGACCUGGAGAAGCUGAAGAAACGAGAGAAGAAGAAGAAGAAAAGCGCCACCAAGGAGGAGGUCCCUGACAACGAGCAGGAGAAAGGAACGGAGAAGGAGCUGACGGAGAGGAGCCACGAGGAGGCCGAGAUGGAGGUUCAGGAAGCCAGCGACCACGAAGAAGCAGAAGAGGAAGAGGAGGAGGAGGAAGAGGAGAUGGACGUGGAGGAGAGCUCCGAUGAUUCUGACUCUGAGUCGGAUGAAAAAGAGAACUUCCAGGCCGACCUGGCCAACAUCACCUGUGAGAUCGCCAUCAAGCAGAAGCUGAUCGACGAGCUGGAGAACAGCCAGCGGAGGCUGCACACGCUGAAGCAGCAGUACGAGCAGAAGCUGAUGAUGCUGCAGUGCAAAAUCAGAGACACGCAGCUGGAGAGGGACCGCGUGCUGCAGAACAUGAAUACAGUAGAAAGCGGCACGGACGACAAGUCCCGUAAGAUCAAGGCGGAGUACGAGAAGAAGCUGAGCGUCAUGAACAAAGAGCUGCAGAAGCUCCAGUCGGCCCAGAAGGAACACGCCCGCCUGCUGAAGAACCAGUCGCAGUACGAGAAGCAGCUGAAGAAGCUGCAGAUGGACGUGGCUGAGAUGAAGAAGACCAAGGUCCGCCUCAUGAAGCAGAUGAAGGAGCAGCAGGAGAAGAACAGGAUGAACGAGUCUCGCAGAAACAGAGAAAUCGCUUCGUUAAAGAAAGAUCAACGCAAGCAAGAGCACCAGCUGAAGUUACUGGAGGCUCAGAAGAGACAACAGGAGCUGAUUCUGAGGAGAAAGACUGAGGAGGUGACGGCUCUGAGGAGGCAGGCCAGGCCGACCUCAGGUAAAGUCAUCAGGAAAGUUAAUCUCCCAGAACCGAUGGACUCGUCCUACAGACCUCCAUCUGGACGACUCUACUCCUCCGGCAACGUGGCUCCUAACGGCACCCGCUCUUCUUACAGGCGUACAGUCGGAGUUUACUCCACCAGGAUCGCUCGUAACAAAUGGCAAUCUCUGGAGCGCCGGAUCACCGACGUCAUCAUGCAGAGGAUGACCAUCUCCAACAUGGAGACCGACAUGAACCGCCUGCUCAAGCAACGGGAGGAGCUGACGAAGCGUAAGGAGAAGGUGAUCCGUAAGAGGGAGCGUCUGACGAAGGAGGGGCCGGAGGUGGAGAAGGCGGUGCUCCCUCUGAGCGAGGAGGUGGACGCUCUGACCGCCAACAUCGACUACAUCAACGACAGCAUCGCUGACUGUCAGGCCAACAUCAUGCAGAUGGAGGAGACCAAGGAGGAAGCCGACACUGUGGACAUCUCUGCUGUGAUUGGUUCCUGCACGCUGACAGAAGCUCGUUUCCUGUUGGAUCAUUUCAUGUCCAUGGCCAUCAACAAGGGUCUGCAGGCGGCGCAGCGGGAGUCUCAGGUGAAGGUGAUGGAGGGUCGGCUGAAGCAGACGGAGAUCACCAGCGCCACGCAGAACCAGCUGCUCUUCCACAUGCUGAAGGAGAAGGCCGAGUUCAACCCGGAGCUGGACGCUCUGCUGGGGAACGCUCUGCAAGAGCUAGGUAACAUCCCGGCCGAGAACGGAGAUGAUAGCAGCAGUGAUGAGUCGGCUCAGAGCCCGUCUGCAGAGGGAAGCUCCUUGACGUCAGAUCUCAUGAAACUCUGCGGAGAAACCAAAACAAGAAGCAAGGCUCGGCGCCGGACCACCACCCAGAUGGAGCUGCUGUACGCCAACAGUGACUCCGCCCCCGACGCUCCCUCGGCGGACUUCUCCGGCCCGAUGCUGCCGCUGGCCGAGACGCCGGAGGGGGGGAGGGAGGCGGAUUCGUCAGGCUCAUCAGUCAGGGACUACGCAGCUCUCUCCCCCGGCUUUUCCUCUAAAAUGGGCAGCAUUUCUGGCUCCAGAACGUCGCCCGGGUUGGAAAAGCGAGCGCCGCCGGAGCCCUCGCCGCUCUCUCGCAGGAAGACGUAUGACAAGGCGGCGGCCGAAAGGGCAAAGGUCAAGGAGAUUAAACAGAGGAACGGCUGCCUCCACCUCUCCUCCAGCCACAUCCUGCGCUCCGUUUCCCCUCCGAUCCCCGAUCCUCCAAAGGGCGUCAUUAACCCGGUGCCUCCCACUAAAAGCAGCCGUUCGGCCACGCUGCAGUGCGUCCACGUGGCGGAGGGACACAGUAAAGCCGUUCUGUGUGUCGACUGCACCGACGACCUCCUGUUCACCGGAUCCAAAGACCGGACCUGUAAGGUGUGGAACCUGGUGACGGGUCAGGAGAUAAUGUCUCUGGCCGGUCAUCCUAACAACGUGGUGUCGGUGCGCUACAGCUCCAGCCUGGUGUUCACCGUCUCCACCUCCUCCAUCAAAGUCUGGGACAUCCGCGACUCGGCCAAGUGCAUCAGGACGCUCACGUCCUCUGGUCAGGUGAGUGUCGGGGAGGUUUGUGCCUCCAACACCAGCCGCACCGUCACCAUCCCAGCAGGAGAGAACCAGAUCAACCAGAUCGCCCUCAACCCCAACGGGAGCGUCCUGUACGCCGCCGCAGGGAACUCCGUCAGAGUCUGGGACCUGAGGAGGUUUGCGUCCACGGGGAAGCUGACGGGUCACCUGGGCCCCGUCAUGUGUCUGACCGUGGAUCAGUCUGGGAACAACCAGGACCUGGUGAUCACCGGCUCCAAGGACCAUUAUAUCAAGCUGUUUGACGUGACUGAAGGCUCUCUGGGGAGCAUCGGACCAACACACAACUUUGAGCCUCCUCACUACGACGGCAUCGAGUCUCUCGUCAUCCAGGGAGACAUUUUGUUCAGCGGCUCCAGAGACAACGGCAUCAAGAAGUGGGACCUGGACCGCAAAGACCUGCUGCAGCAAGUCCCGAACGCCCACCGUGACUGGGUGUGUGCGCUGGGCGUGGUGCCCGGCUCUCCGGCCCUGCUGAGCGGCUGCAGAGGAGGGGUGCUCAAGCUGUGGCACACGGACUCUCUGGGGACUCUGGGGGAGCUGAAGGGCCACGAGAGCCCCAUCAACGCCAUCUCCACCAACAGCAGCCACCUGUUCACCGCCUCCGACGACCGGACAGUGAAGAUCUGGCGUGCUCGCGGUGGACUGGACAGCACUUUAGAGGCGGGCGACAAUGCGGACGAGGUGGCGAGUAUCUGAACAGAUCUCUCUACAGGAAGGAACAGUUGUAAUCUGUCGGCGCUGCUGCCCUGCACUUUGACCCCCGAUCUCCUCCUGAAGCCCGGCGCCGACUCCUGAAACCUUCCACGCCAUGUAACGUGAACGACUGAGCCAACAGGAAAAGUAAUCUCAUCUCGACAGAAACUAGCACACUCAGCGUUCCACCGGACUCUGUGCUCAGUUUGCCGUAUCGUUAACUAAACUCUCUGCAGGAUGAAAUCAUCUCUGUGUGUUUCGCGCUGUAGACGAUACGUGGAUCAUGAUUAUAUAUCACACUUAUUUAAAAGGCAUAGAAUUAAUGUGAGCACUGUGCCAGGUUAGAGCACAGCUGCAGACGCGUUAGUACCCAGGAUAAAGGGUAUCAGUGUUAGAUUGUUAGAGUAGAGAACAGUAGAGAACAGUAGAGUGAUAGAGUGAGGCAGAGCUGACGGGUUGGUAGCUGGUCUUCACAACCCACUUCUCCUGUUUCUUGGGAUUGUUUGGAUAGUUUCUCUGCACUCGAAGCAGAACCAAUGCCCCCUCGCUCCUUUUCCCCCCUCAAAGUGUCUUUACUGUACGUGAAAAAAAGACAAAUCACCGCUCCCCUUAAUUAACCCAUUUAGGCCUAAAACGCCUGUAAAGAAAAUGCCUGUAAAACGUCUGGGUGAUUUUAAAAUAACUGAAGUUUUUCUGGAAAUUCAACAGAAGUGUCAACGCUUCCUACUAAAUUUUAGAUUUUUCAGCCUCUGUAGCAGAUAGAAAUUAAAUUAAACUUGUUGCUUUCAUGAGAAGUUGAGUUUAUUUGUCCAAACCAAAAAUCAACGUGUUGCAUUGCGACACUCCCACAUGUAUUCUGAUGCAUUUCAUUGGCCAAGAGACUGAAAAUAGGUGGAAAAAAACUACAAAUACUACAAAAAGACGUAUCUGCUUUCCCAGCUUUAAUGGUAGAAUAACACAACAGCGCCCCCGGUUUUAAUGGUAGACAUGUGGUAAUUCUUUCCCGCCUUAAAUGGGUUAACUCCCCCCUCCUGCUUUCUGUGCUCCUGAAUCCCUGCAGCUGUUUUUAAAUCAGCGACCAAAAUUGUGCAAAACUCUCGUCGUCUUCGCUGUCGUGUACUGCACUCGUGAACACUAACAGUCCCACUUUAGAGCGAAGGUUUGAGAUUUUUGGGAAAUACGACUAUUUGCUUUUCUUGCUGUCAGUUAACUGGUUAGCUUAGCUUAGCAUAAAGGCUGUAAAUGGAGUAACAGCUAGCCUAGCCUUAGCCUUUUUCAGCAUUCUCCAUUGCUGCAUCCUAGCGGCACCCGAGAUGAUUAUGAUUUGUUAAAAGAAAUAAGAACAAGCCAGCGCUUUUUUUCCCCUGACACAGAGCUGUGGGGAGAGGUCCAGCACGUUCCAGCACCCCUAGAGCUCACUUAUUAACAGAUUAUGUCUUGUUUUUUUUAUCCGUGCAAAAAUGAGAAUUGAAAAUGUACAAUUUACAGAUUAAUUUAUGGCCCACGUGCCAUAAUAUUUUUGGCUGGGCUCUGAAACUUCUUUUCCCAACUUCACUUUUACUUUAACUUUGGGGUUUAAUUGGGUUUAACCAGUUAUCUAAAAAAAACAAAAAACAAAUUCUGGACACUUUAAAAAAAAAGAUAAACCCAAUCGUCCUUAUCUACAAAUCAUGAGAAGAGUGAAUCUGUCUAUAAAUUAACAUUUCAACUUUUUCUGCCAUUUUUGUAUCAACAUAUAUUCUCUUGGAUAGGUUAACCAGCCAUUCAAAGACAUACGUUUGAUAAAUCACCAACUUUGUUUCAUGCACGUUUUUAAAAACACAUUUAUGCAUGUUAAAUACUUCAUAAAUGAGACCAAAUGAAAAUAUUUAGGAAGCUUUAACAGACUUGUGAUGUACGCUGUCACAACAAAACAAACAUUAAUAUAUAAUACACGUUUAUUGUUGAAUUUGUUCUUAAAUGCUUUAAAUGCCUGUUAUCAGAAUAAGUAGGCUUGUGUUUAUCUGCAGCUCCUGUUACCAAACAGUCAGUCAAUCCAUUCAUAAAACACAUCAUCUCUUUAAAUAUAAUUUUACUUCACCUUCUUCAUGUGACAGGUGGUCAGAAGAUUUUAAAAAAAUCGAGCCACAUGUAAGCUUGACCUUUUCUCUUGAAAUGACUGGAUUAAACAAACAAGAUUUAAUUAUGGAGCUUUUGAGGUGUUGCUAGGCAGAUUUCAUUCCCUUCAGCUGGUACCAGGCUAGUAGUUUCCCCCCACUUCCAUGCUUUACGCUAAGCUAAGCUAAGUGGCUGUAGCUGGUAUUAAUCUCCUGCAGAAAACGAGCUCUUCCUUUAACUGUCGAGCACUUGUGAAAACUCCCAUGCUUGCUCCCUGACACAGAGCUGUGGGGAGAGGUCCAGCAGUAAUUAAAUCCAUGUUCCAGCACCUUUAGAGCUCAAUUAUUAACAUAUUAUGUCUCGUUUGUUUUAUCUGUACAAAAAUGAGAAUUGAAAAUGUACAAUUUACAGUUUUACAGGGGCCCAUGUGCCAUCAUAUUUUUGGCUGGGCUCUGAAACUUCUUUUCCCAACUUCACUUUUACUUUAACUUUGGGGUUUUAUUGGGUUUAAUCAGUUAUUCAAACAACUUUAUUAAUCCCACAAGGGGCAAUUCAGUUAUCUUUAAAAACAGCUGGUACCAAGCUAGGACUUUCCCCCCACUUCCAUGCUUUACGCUAAGCUAAGAUAAGCUAAGCUAAGCUAAGCUAAGUGGCUGUAGCUGGUAUUAAUCUCCUGCAGAAAUCAAAUAACUCUACUUCCCAAAACCACCUCUUCCUUUUACUAUCGAGCACUUGUGAAAACCGACACAAUUAGUCUUUGAGAUGCACUUAAUCCUUCGUGAAUGUGAGCAGGUUUCAGCCUUUAGACGAUAUUCUACACUUCAUGUUUCAUCGUAUGUAAAAAACAAACACGUAUGUUCACUCUUUACCACUGAAUCUACACUACUGAGUCGUGUCUAACUCCCAUGCUGCUAAGUCGUGCGUGUGCUCACCUCCCCCUCCCCCUCCUUCUUCUUCUUCUCCUCUCGACCCCUAUAAGAGGGCUUUCUCGUCAUGGACUCCGGGUGAGGUCCGCUCUGCACCGAGCAACGUGUAUGUAUAUAUAUGUAACAGUAUCUUUUUUUCUUUUGGGAGAGAAGAGGCCUGACUGACGUCUGUCUCCAGUUCUGAUCCUUGCGGGGCCUUCCUCAUGUACCUGAUGUCUGUGUGCUGUCACUUUUGAAUGUUGGGUGAAACAGCAGUUGUAGGCAUUAUCCAAGUACAUAUCUAAUGUAUGUAAACAAUGUAUUUAAAAUAAGAGAAAUCUGACUGAAUGUUAGUUUCGUGGGACCACGGAGGACCAGAACUGAGCUUUUAAAGCUUCGGACGGAGGCAGAUUGUGUUUAGUGGCCUACGGUUAGUUCUUUUUUCUGUUUAUUUUUUUUCUCUUCUUCUUUGUUUUGUUUGUUAUGCUGUCCCUGUUCUCCACAUAUCCUGGGCGUUCCCACUCUGGAGUUUUAGCAGCCAUUCCCAAGUGGCGGACUCUGUAGCGAUUCUAAUGUCAGAUGCCUUGGUGAGAAUAAACGCCAUCUGUCAAAAACAA
Molecule: messenger RNA, 8773 nt
Organism: Centropristis striata (black sea bass)
Lineage: Eukaryota; Metazoa; Chordata; Actinopteri; Perciformes; Serranidae
Gene: kif21a
Product: kinesin family member 21A
Biological process (GO): microtubule-based movement; mitotic spindle organization
Molecular function (GO): ATP binding; microtubule binding; microtubule motor activity
Source: RefSeq, a predicted model, not a curated record